Messenger RNA from Auanema sp. JU1783, 822 nucleotides. NCBI's taxonomy places the organism in Eukaryota, Metazoa, Nematoda, Chromadorea, Rhabditida, Rhabditidae. The record is from the annotation of a GenBank genome assembly.
AUGACUUUAUGUGCCAGUUCGAACAAUCCUGCCACUUGUAUUGAUACACACUUCCUCUACACAUUUCAUUCACGAUACACAGCUGAUUGUAGUGAUACUAUUUUCCAAGGACCAUGCUAUGCUACUAUUGCAAUAGGUAAAACAGAAGAUGUGAUUGCGAUUUCGUUCAAAGGAAGUGCCAAUGUGAACAACUUCAAAACCAACGGACAAAAGCAGCUUAAUGAUUUGACAAUGGCACCUUUCGAAACAUUUGGAAAUGUCGCAGACGAUUAUGUGACAGCUUUCGAAAGGCUUUGGUCAAAUGGCCUGGGAGAUGCUAUGAUGGAACUCUCUAUUGAAUUUUGUGAUUAUACCAUUUUGGCUGUGGGGCAUUCCACUGGAUGCUGUCUAUCUCAAAUGCUGUUACCCAAACUAGUCGAUCUAGAUCUGUUUCCUCCUUCUCGUCUGAUUUUCUAUGGUUAUGGUUGUCCCAGAUGUGGAGACCAAGAGUUUGCAGCUUCUGUUGAUAGUUCCACAACUAAUGCAUGGAGAGUGAAUUGGAUAGACGAUAACAUAGUGAAUACUCCAUCUACAACAUGUGCUAGAAAUGCAAAAGCAAAGAAGAGCUCGGGAACUUCUUGUUGGUUCCACUGUUGUAGUGCUGCUGUAGCGAAGAAUGUUUUUCUUGUAGGAUUGCGUUUUACUACUUGCGCUGUGGGAGAGUCUACUACCUGUACAGCGGGAACAAAAAGUUCAACUCACUAUGACUACUGGAACACUGAAUCAACAGAUUAUGAAGAUGUAACUUGCACAUCCACUUCUCGUUUCACUGUCAUGACUUGA